This is a messenger RNA of Podarcis lilfordi (Lilford's wall lizard), 3744 nucleotides long. The record is from the annotation of a GenBank genome assembly. Lineage: Eukaryota; Metazoa; Chordata; Lepidosauria; Squamata; Lacertidae.
CAUGAUAACAAAAUUCUACCAGCACAUCCUGGCCCUGGCAUUUGCUGUAAAAGUGAUAAAUGAGAAUCCCAACAUCUUGCCCAAUGUCACACUGGGGUUCCACAUCUAUGACAGCUAUUAUGAUGCAAGGAUUACUUAUCGUAACGCUCUGAACCUGCUCUUUAAAAUGCAUAGAUUUGCUCCCAACUACAAAUGUGACUCGCAGAAAAACCUCAUAGCCAUAAUCGGAGGACUUAGCUCUGAUACCUCCUUCCAUUUGGCUGAUACCUUAAGCCUCUACAAGAUUCCACAGGUAGGUUUUAUGAGCAGGGACAUCCACAAAUCACACUCAUUUCUUCCCAUUCUGAAAAUGAUUUUAAGACUCAGAAAGUGAAUAUGACUGAUAUUUAAGCAUUACAAGCUGGAAUGUCUAUCAGAAAUGUAGAUUACUUCUUACUAGUAGAGAUUGCUACACCAGUGAAAGUCUGAGUCAGGCAGAGAUCAUUCAGCACCUUGGACACUUCCAACACCUCCAUCACGUGCCUCACAUUAACUGCAAGAUAAGUUGUUUCUUCAAGGAACCGGGUUGAACUGAAGACUUACAAAGCUCACCAUAGACUUUGCCUCUUUGGGGAGCCUGGAUAACCGAUUAAAGGGUCCUAAAUUAUUUUGCACAAUUAGACAUCUGCAGGGCUAGAGAGGUUCUGUAUGUUACUCAUCAUCUGACUCAGAUAACUAUAAGGAGAUGUAUCCUCCAUCCAAUGUAGCUCUGAAUUACCAGGAGAUGUUGGUAGUUCUCCUGCCAUGAAAAUAAUACAUUUUAAGUUUCCUGCCGUGCACUCUAUUGCCCCAUUCAUAAAUCAUGACAAAUCAUUCUCCUUUGAAGAGACCCCAGAGAGCCAGCCUGUACCCUGGCAUCCACAAAACAACCACCACAAACACACACACAACACCUUAAACAUGCAAACCACAGGUCUUCCAUAGAUAAGUAUCACCACAACUCCAGAAACUGGAAGCAUCCUGAAACUUGAAGCAUCCUGAAACUUGACGCAUCCUUCAAUUUAACUGUCUGGAAAACUACCAAUUGUGUCAAGAAACAUUUCUUGAAUGAACAGCCAAAUGCUAAAAGUAAUUGUUUAUACUUAUCUUUAUAAUGUCUGUUCUUUUCCUGUUAGCUUGCAUAUGGUUCAUUUCCGCAAGAGGAGAGUGAUAUAGAUCGUUUGCUUUCCUUUUACCGCAUGGUGCCCAAUGAAGCUCAUCAGUAUAUGGCAAUUAUCAGUUUGCUUCAGCAUUUUGGAUGGACAUGGGUUGGACUCUUUGUUACGGAUGAUGAAGGAGGAGAAAAAUUAUUGCAAGCCCUGGAGCACUUGUUCUACCAGCAUGGGAUCUGUUCAGCCUUCACACAAAGAAUGGAGAAAGCAGCUCAUUCCGAUAUGCUCAUUGAACUUUAUGACAUACUUGAAAGUUAUUAUGUGGGUCUCACAAAUGACAAAGCCAAUGCAUUCAUUGUCUAUGGAGAUUCUCAGACAUUGACCUGGCUGAGAACUGUUAUAUUUCUACGAGAUCCUGGAAAUAAGGAAAGCACAUCAUUUAGAAAGGUGUGGAUCAUGACAACACAAAUUGAUUUUGUAUUAUUGAGUUAUCAAAAGGUUUGGGGUCUUGAGCUCUUUCAAGGUGCCAUUUCCUUCACCAUUCACUCAAAAGAGCUUCUCAAGUUCAAUGAAUUUCUUCAGAUCAUAAAACCUUACUGGAACCCAGCAGAUGGUUUUCUCAAGGACUUCUGGGAGCAAGCAUUUGACUGUAAAUUUCCAGAUCAGCUCAUGCAAGAUACUGAAACAUGUACAGGGGAGGAGAAGUUAGAGUGUCUGCCUGGGCAUCUGUUUGAAAUGGGCAUGACUGGCCACAGCUACAGUAUCUACAAUGCUGUCUUUGUUGUGGCUCAUGCUUUACAUGCUAUUUAUUCAUACAGAUCAAAGCACAGAGCAGGAGACAAAAGGUUUGAACUUCAAGAUCUGCAGCCUUGGCAGGUAACACGUAUUUUAAUAUUUUAAUAUUAUAAAAUUGUAUUUUCAUAUUUUGCUGGAAGCUGCCCAGAGUGGUUGGGAAACACAGCCAGGUGGAUGGGGUAUAAAUUAUUAUUAUUAUUAUUAUUAUUAUUAUUAUUAUUAUUAUUAUUCUGCAAGCAGUGAGCCAAUUUCUUCAAGACCAGAUAUCAAGUGAGUGUCCCCCUUUCCUGUAUAUUUAUUAUGUACAGAAUUUUUGCCAUCUAUUGCUGUGUUAUAACUUUUCCAUCUGCUAUAUGAAAACAGCUCAUUGUUUAGAAUUGGUCUUUAUUUAUUUUUCUUAUUUUUCCUUUUUCUCUUUGAAUCAGCUCCACUAUUUUCUGCAAGGCACUUUAUUUAACAACUCAGCAGGAGAAACAAUGUCCUUUAAUGAUAAAAGGGAAAUGGGAGGUGGAUUUGACAUCAGAAACAUGAUCACAUUCCCAAACAAGUCUUUCCUUCAAAUGAAAGUUGGACGAGUUGAUCCUUAUACUCUUGAAGGAGAAGCAUUUGUCAUUCAUGAAGAUUUGCUUGUAUGGCACAGAGGUUUUAAUGAGGUCUGCAUCCUUGGAAUCCUACUCGCUGUUCUUAUGACGUGUUCUUUAGAUGUCGGAAAUUACAUUUUGUUUAAAACUGUUGUUUCCAUCUGAUAUGGCCAAGGAAAAAUGUGGCUGCCUAGCACAUUCAAAAUUGAUACUGCUUAGAAAUGCCAAGGGGAAAAAACAGUGUCCAGUGGUACCUUGGAUUAAGAACGUAAUUUGUUCUGGAGGUCUGUUCUUAACCUGAAACUAUUCUUAAUCUGAGUUACCACUUUACCUAAUGGGGCCUCCCACUGCUGCUGCGCUGCUGCCAUGCGAUUUCUGUUCUCAUCCUGAAGCAAAGUUCUUAAACCGUGGUACUACUUCUGGUUAGCAGAGCCUGUAACCUGAAGUGUCUGUAACCUGAAGCAUCUGUAACCCGAGGUACCACUGUAUAACUAUAUCUUCCAUAUGCAUAAAGCAAAGCGUUGGAGUAUCUAAAUGAAAUUUUGAUGUAGACGCCUAUUAGGUAACUUCUUUUUAUAAUGUAUAGAGACAAAAACUCAGUAAUAGAACACAUACAGCUUGCCAAAGGUCCCAGGUUCAAUCAAUUGCAUCUCCAGGCAGGGGUAAAAUGAAGUCCUGGUGAGCUGUUUUCAAUUGUUUUGCAGCAUUUUGCAGAACAAAGUUUGCAUUUUGUUGAGCCCUAAAACUGUGUGGGUGACCUGCCAAACUGAGGGCCCUACAAGUCACCCCCAAUCAACUAAUACAAUAUUUUGGCACAGGUUUGGUGUGAAUUGAACAAUAUUGGAAUUGGGGUGACCACUAUAGCACCAUGUUGGGGAAGUCAGACACUAUUUGGGGAAACCUCGGAAUGUGGGGUUUUUUCAUAAUUGCAAAGUUUGUAAUAGGUUUGGAGGGGAUCCCAAACAAUGUGACCCAUAGUUAACGCAGCUGCAUAAUGCAGUUUUUUUAUAUUAAACCUUUGUUUGCUGUGUAGUGAACUUCAUUAAGAGAAGUCAAAUAAGUGAUUAGUUUCUCUGAUCUCCUAAACUGCUUUUCUGCUAUGGAUAGGUGAUUCCCCUUUCUCUGUGUAAUGACCACUGCCACCCUGGGAAUCAGAAGAAAAAGAAAGAAGGGGAAAAGUUUUGCUGCUAUGGUUGUGCUCCAUGUACAGAAGGGGAAAUUUCAAACCAGGAUGGUGA